This is a messenger RNA of Rhodofomes roseus, 3897 nucleotides long. Its product is annotated as PXA domain-containing protein. Gene Ontology annotation, molecular function: phosphatidylinositol binding. The transcript has 9 exons. Bases 66 to 3794 code for a protein of 1242 amino acids. The record is from RefSeq and is a predicted model, not a curated record. NCBI's taxonomy places the organism in Eukaryota, Fungi, Basidiomycota, Agaricomycetes, Polyporales, Fomitopsidaceae. Gene Ontology annotation, cellular component: intracellular membrane-bounded organelle.
CUCCGACACCCACCAUGCAGCCGCGAGCUCGCCUCCAUUGACGACGCUCCCCACUCCCGGGAACGAUGCUACUGACUGGGAGGCAGGCCGCCGUUCUCGCUGUCUUUGCCGGCAUAGUGUUGCCCACCGCCGCGCGCAUCGCGUCUUCACCGCUCGCGCUUGUCCUAUGCCUCCCGUUCCUCCUGGUGCUCACGGUCCUUGGAUUUCUGGUGCUCAAUGUCGCUCUCGGCUACCUGUUGGACAGCUCGAGGCCACCAGUGCCUAACGCCUUGCCCCAUGCUGCCCGACCACUCGCCUUCUCCACUCCGGCGGCGUGGCAGGCUGUCCUAACGCGUUCCCAAUGGUCGCACAAGGCCCCGCAAUCACUACCGCCUCUGUGCCCCGACUCCCCGGUGAUUUCUGCCGCACUCAAUGACAUCCUAAUCAUGAUUGUGAGAGACUUCGUGCUCGUUUGGUACCGCAACAUUUCAGCUUCGCCAUCCUUCCCGACGGCGGUGUCCUCGAUCUUGCACAGCUCCAUCGAACAGUUGCUAGCUCGCGUCGAGACUCUGGACCUCUCUGCCCUCAUUGUGAAGCGGAUCGUGCCCAAGGUCACCGCACAUAUCGAGCAAUUUCGGCAGUCCGAAGUCGCACUGCGGGGUGCCGAGCUGGAACGCAGGUUGACGCAGUCGGAGGAGCUUGACUUGUUGUUGGCCAGUCGAUAUGCUGGAAGGGGUGGAGGAAAGCUACAUCGCGCUGUAGAUAACCUCUCCUCGACGUUCACCAGGCAAACGGAGGAGAACCACUUACGAGAGCUCAUUGACAAGGCGCUCCCUACCAUCUUGCCCGAGAAAGAGGCGAAGAGCCAGGCUGUGAGGCAUGUGGUCAGGGAGAUCGUGGCUUGCGCUGUACUCUACCCCAUCAUGGACAUGGUCGCUGAUCCCGACUUUUGGAAUCGUUCAAUCGACUCUGUGGCGGGAGCAGCUAUACGUCAACAGAGGCUCGUGUCGAAAGUACGCAACAUUCUGGAGGCUCAACUACCUCGUCCAAAUGCCCGUGUGCCCGAGUUGAAAGUCCCUACGACGGAAACCAUCACCAUACGUACGGAUCCACGACAAUUUGAGUCGUUCUUGCGUAGCAUCAAUCGCUGCUCGUCCCUCCUCGACGCCAGGAGACUAAAGAACGACGUAAUGAGCGAGAUCAGGCGCAACCGGACACUGCUCGCAAACCAUGAGAAGGACGACUGGAUCAAUGGUGAGAAGACAGAAGAUAUAGUCGCUUUUCUGGACAGACUGUAUACCGCCAAGCGCACCGCGGAGAAGCGAAUCGCUGUCUUGGGUGGAGAGUCUGAGCCGCGUUCAGCAACUGUGACAGAACCGCACCCGGUGUCAAGUCUCAGUCUACGCGACGUCUUAACCAACCCAAGCUCCCUGUCGUACUUCAUGGAGUUCAUGGACCGCCGCCAUCGUUCUCUGCUAGUCCAGUUCUGGCUGACAGUCGAGAGUUUCAAGAACCCCCUCGAGUCAGUAGACUCGGACAGCGACGAUGACGACGACGAAGCAGUCCUGGACCCUGCACGCUCCGCCACACUGAAGGAAGAUAUCUCCAUGAUGAACGAGCUCUACUUCUCCAGCACAUCGCCUGACCCCGUCCUCAGAGCCAUCUCGCAGAAGCACGUAGAGGCCAUCCAUUCGUUCGGACUAUCCGAGGACCCGCCUACACCAGCGGAGGAAAGCAGGGUCCGCAAGAGCGUCAUGCUCGCGCAGAGGCAGGUCGAACGCGAGAUGGAGCAGGACUUCGAGGACUUUCAGCGCUCAGAACUGUGGUUCCGCGUCGUGGGAGAUAUGGAGUUGCAAGGCCGCAGAGACGCAGCUGUGUCUUCGCACAACACGAAUACUGAGUCAUCUCUCAUGUCCCGGACACCGUCUGGGGUCUCGCGGGGUUCCUCUACGUCGUCCGAGCGUGGCCCGAGGACACCGGUGCAGCGGUCCUACUCGUCUCCGGUGCUGAAGCUCCCCUUGGGUCAGAGGUCGAUGGGCGUUGCUAUAUCGUCGCCUGCUACGCCGCUCGGCGCGCCUCCCCCAAACGCUCCACCACGGCCUGUUGCGUCGGCGUCGAACUUGGAAUUGCUCAUGUCGCCCGCCCCGGAUUCACCCUCUACCUCUAUGAACCGAGCGCCGCUCUUCGACGACCCUGCCGAUCCAGAGAUGCAACAGAUCACUGAGCAGUCAAGACGUAUGGAGGCCAUCCAGGCUGCGCUGACUGACAUCAUUGCGCUCGACAAGCGGGAUCAUCCUCUGGAGUCGAAGAACCCGGAUGGCCUGCCGAGCACACUGAGCGACAGCAGCAUCCCCGAGAAGAAGCGUGUGCUCUUUGACGAUGAGGUGUAUGAGGAGGAGCGGGCGGAAGACGAUGCUGACGAGGGGCACGGUUCCUUCCAGCUCGCUGGCCCCGGCGAUUUGCAGCUCUCGCACGAGAUCGCGAGGCUUGCGAGCAAGAUCGAGACGCUGCAGUCGCAGGAUGCCAUGUUGGACACUCUGAUCAAGAAGGCUGACCUGACCGGCGACGCUCAGGAGCUCAGGUUGUUGCGCAAGUCAAAGUCUUCUCUGACGAGGGAACUGCGGGAACUGGGCUUCCAGAAGACUCAGUACGAGCAGCAGGAAUCGGCCAAUCGUCUCCUUUCAGAUCGUACGAAGGUCGCCAUCGUGAACUCCACAGUGGGCGAGGAGGACGGCAAGUCAGUAGUGCGCUAUCUCAUUGAAGUGCAGCAGCUCGCUCCGGACGGGAAUCAUACGUCUGGCUGGGUCGUCGCGCGGCGUUACAACGAGUUCUUCAACAUGCACAACAAGCUCAGGGAGCGGUAUGCCCUUGUGCGAAAUCUGGACUUCCCGGGAAAGCGACUUGUGACGUCCCUGACAUCGAGCUUCGUCGAUUAUCGGCGGGUUGCUCUCGAGAAGUACUUGCAGAGCUUGAUAACCAUCCCUGCUGUAUGCGAGAGCGACGAACUCCGGAACUUCUUGUCCCGCGACUCUCCCUUUAUCGCAACGGCCCCGACCGAAUCUACUACCAAGGCAGCGGCAGCGGCUCCUUCCACUGGCAAGGGCCUCGUCCAAUCCGUCUACAAGUCCGUCACCGACAGCAUCGACGACAUGUUCUUCGGCCCCUCGAUGCUCGACGUCAUCAUUCAGCGACUUACCACCCAAGCUGCUGAGUUUGCCGGUAUCGUAGGCAGCGGCGUCCAUGACGAAGACCUCGUUGCACAGGCAUUGAAGGCAUCAGGCAAGACAGGCUCGGAUGAUGCUUUGUUGCAGCUCUCAGGUGAUCUGAAGCCGAUGCAAGGCGAGACGAGUAACUCAACAUUCUCGUCUCCUAUAUGCGACUUGAUCCUCGCCGUCUUUGAACUGGACAAGAAGAACAAUUGGUUGCGGAGGCAGGCCAUCGUAAUUAUUCUGCAGCAAGUCUUUGGCGAUACCAUUGAACGCAAAAUCCGGGAAACGCUCAAGUCGUAUCUGGACGAGCCACAUGUGGUCGACUAUAUUGGCAAAUUCAAAGACGGACUCUGGCCCAGCGGACAACUGAAACCACCUUCUGCACCACGCACGGCGGAGGACAAGGUCCGCACGAGAGAUGAGGCCAAUCGCAAGCUCUCUGCUUUGAUGCCAGACCUGGUAGCCAACAUGAUCGGCCGGUCCAACGCGCGUCGCGGAGCCCGACGGAUAUUCGCCGUGCUCCAGAACCGACGCCUCAAUCAACACCUGCUGUACACCAUCGUUGAUGAGGUGUUUGCUGCGAUGUUCACAGACGCACCGUCAUAAUUCCAUGACACCUCGUGGGCUUUCAGGUGGCUAUAACGAACUUUCAUGAUGAUACCACGGGGACCAUAUAUUAUAAAUACCAUUUAAAGACCUACACCCCGCU